UUUGCCUUCAAUGCAUUAGCAAAAGGAAAAGCCUACUUGUCAAAGUCAGUACUCUUUUAUAUAGAGCAAAAUUUUAUUUUAUUUCUAGUUUGAAGUUAUUUUAAGGAUUAAAAACAAUUCCGAUAUGCUGAAAUCGGAAUUUCAACACCAAUUCUGGAUCACUAAAAAAGCUGUUCAAAGAAAACUAGGAACAAAAGAAGAUGAGAAUAUCGUCGCUUCCGAUGGUGAACUAGAUUCGAAAAUUGAACUUUUCCAAUCAGUAGCAGACAGUAGCCGCCAGCUGUAUCGGAUUAUAGACCAGUAUCAGGAACGAGUUUGCAUUCUAGCACAGGAAGAAAAUACGCUGGGCAAAUAUCUACGUGAGGUUGGCAAAGAAAAUCCGACCACGGGCAAGCUUAUGUCCAACACAGGAAAAGCAAUUUCCUAUUGUGGUCAACAACGAAUCACGAUUCGUGUUCCUUUGCUGCGGCUACACCACGAUGUGCAAACCUUCAAAGGACGGGCAAUUGUGGACACGCAAAACACCAUUCAAGCAAUGGAGAAAGAACGUACUGAGUACCGGGCGGCUCUUAGCUGGAUGAAAUCGGUUAGUAUUCAACUGGAUCCAGAUACCGGUAGAGGUUUGGAGAAGUUUCGCAAGGCACAGCAUCAUGUUAAAACUGCCAAAACGAAGUUCGAUAAAUACACGCUGGAUUGUUUAGAAAAGAUUGAUUUGUUGGCAGCCGCUCGAUGCAAUAUGUUUUCACAUGCACUGGUCGGUUAUCAGAACGCGAUGCUUCAGUUCGCCAAAAAGAGCAGUGACACCUACAAGACUGCUUUGAAGAGCCUCUCUAAGGAUCCACACUAUAAUUUUUCGAUUUUACGGGAGCUAACACAAACUAAUCCGAACGCUAAGGAGACAGAAAACGAUGAACAGAUCGACAAACCGGCCGAUGACGAUCAAAUGCUGUUCUUCCAGGAAGACUAUAAAGACGAAGAAUCAACUGGAAAUAAUGCUAGAAAAUCCGAGCCCAAAGUUAAUGACACAGAUUCUUUGCCACUGAACGACCUUCUGGCGGAUAUAAGUGAACUGAAAGUUCUGGAUAUCACAGCGAAUAACAAACAUGCGAAUGACACUUCGUGUUCAGCUGAUUUGUUGGGCCUUAAUGUAGUUGACGAAUUUUCUGAUUUCCUAUCAGCACCAGCACCAUUCAUGCCAUCAACACUUCUGGCCAAUCCAGAAGCAAUGCAACUUUCAUUAGACCAACUUUCGAUUCCAAACCAGCCUCUGGCUACGAGCAGCAAACCCACCUCAAGCGAAAUGUUUGGUAGUUUGCUAAACAACCUUUCCAAAAAUCAGCCGACCGUUCCGAUGGGUAACAAUCAAAUGGAUGCCAAGCGGCAACAUAAGGACACCAAGGAUCUUUCUGGUUGGUAUCAGCUUUUCGCCGAGCUAGAUCCGCUUUCCAAUCCGGACGCCAUACCGUCCAAAACUGAUGCACCCUAUAAUAGUUUGGCCGCUUGAAGUGAAAAGCGUUUGACAUCCCAAUACUGGAUGCUCUCGACGGAAGGAUUUAUCGAAAUCGGUCGUCUCAAUCAGUGUUGUUAUAUUUAUCGCUGAAGACUAUAUAUUAUUAUUAUUAUUAUUCUGGAUACCUUAUUUGAUGCUUUAUAAAAAUGUGAAUGUCACGUGCUGUGUAAAAAUCAAUAUACUCCUUUAUUAACUUAA
Molecule: messenger RNA, 1708 nt
Organism: Malaya genurostris
Lineage: Eukaryota; Metazoa; Arthropoda; Insecta; Diptera; Culicidae
Gene: ICA69
Product: islet cell autoantigen 1
Exons: 4
Coding region: 125-1504 (459 amino acids)
Biological process (GO): regulation of transport
Cellular component (GO): Golgi apparatus
Molecular function (GO): protein domain specific binding
Source: RefSeq, a predicted model, not a curated record